This is a messenger RNA of Cylindrotheca closterium, 1305 nucleotides long. NCBI's taxonomy places the organism in Eukaryota, Bacillariophyta, Bacillariophyceae, Bacillariales, Bacillariaceae. The record is from the annotation of a GenBank genome assembly.
AUGCAUCAACGCUAUGCAACUAACUUGGAUCAACGCGUCAAAAGAACACAAAAAAAUUCAAAACGGCAGAGGGCAAUGGUGAAUGGUGACAAUAUCAAGAUGAAGAAACGCCCAACCCGCCAUGAACUGAAGCUUAUACUUCGUUUUUCGAUGGUAGUCGUCAUUGUUUUGGCGCUCACUGCAAUAUUAUUGAGAAAAUCCAGCACUACGGAAGAAUUCCAAGUCUUCUCUUCCAAGGCACCUCUUUGUUUGCCGUUGAGUAAUCUGCCAACAUUUACCAUGGUCACACAAUUAUCACAAGACCGUUUAUGGAUGAUGGAGCAUCAUUGUGAAAGGUUUCCUCAUCCCAUUUCCAUUGCAGUAUGGACAAACGAGUCUCUUCGUGAGAUUGAGGACCAACUUAUUUCGUUGAAGUGCAGCUUGGACAUGGUUCGAGUGCAGGUCCUCGAUGCUAGCGAUAUGGCAUUCGAUGACUAUCCCGUGAAUCACCUGAGGAACUUGGCUUUGCAGCAAGUGGAGACAACUCACAUUGUCUUCAUUGACGUUGAUUUCUGGAGUAGCGAGGGUCUCUAUGACAUUCUGACCAACAAAACUGUAACCAGUGCGCUCGUUGAAAACAAAGACAUCGCUUUGGUUAUUCCAGCCUUUCAGUUAUUUCGCCAAUGUACUUUGUGGGUCGACUGUCGAGAAAGGAAUGUUCCGUCCAUGCCGUUCUCGUUAGAUGAGUUAUUGGAUAUGCGGAGAAACAAACGCGGCCACAUCUUUGAUCCCACAAACAAAGGUGGCCAUGGUUCGACGUUGUACGAGGAAUGGCUAUUGCAGGAAGAAGGUACUCUUUUAGAAAUUCCAUGUCUCAAAUCGAAUAGGUAUGAACCAUUCAUUGUGGUCCGCUACUGCCGAGAUCUGCCACCUUUUCAAGAAGCGUUUUCUGGAUAUGGCAAGAACAAAAUGAGCUGGAUGAUGCAAUUGGUUCGUAGCGGUUACACUUUGUCCCAGCUUGGAGGGGCUUUCCUCGUACACUACCCUCACUUGGAUUCUCAGUCACGGCAACGGUGGAAUGAAGCGCCGGAUCAAUUGAAGGUUUUCAGGGGCGACGACAGAGAGCAUUUUUUCCCACUUGUACGGAAACCAAACGCAACAGACAACGGAUUGGAUUUGAAGGCAUUCAAACGGGGUCAGGUUGAUGAAAUCUUUGUUCGAUUUCGAAAAUGGCUUCAAGAGCAAGUCCCUGACAAUUCCAAACUGAAGGUUUGUGAUGAUCAUGAAGAUGACGAUUCAAAGUUGUGGGUAGAUCGUGCGGAAUAG